CCACAAGAACUGUCUUAGCACUAGUGACAACUCUGCAACCAAUCCAUAAACAAAAAAAUUUUGUGUAAACUAAAAACAAAAGCGGAAGUUGAAAAGCUAAUUUUUAUCAUAUAAUUUGGCCUCUUAUGAUUUGUUAAGUUUCUGUUUUGGAGUAUGGGAUGCUGAGAGAUCCUUGAACAGGUACUUCAUAAAUUGUUCGACCCCACAAAACCAACGACGCAUUUAAUCAAUGUUCUCCAACGGAUUGCCGUGCAAUCUGUCGUUUCCGAGCUGUCUUAGUGUUCCAAAAGACGAGAUCGGUAAUGAAGAGCUCCUGCCAUCCAAUAUGGGGACUCGCGAGCCGGUUAUACUCAAUGUCUAUGAUAUGUACUGGAUCAACGAGUACACCACCUCAAUUGGCCUGGGCGUUUUUCACUCCGGCGUAGAAGCGUUCGGCACCGAAUUCGCCUACGGCGGACAUCCCUUUCCCUUUACAGGGGUCUUCGAGAUUUCACCGCGGGAUCACGACGAGCUGGGCGAUCAGUUUCAGUUCCGACAGAGCAUUCAAAUCGGCUGCACCGACUUUACGUACGAGGAGGUGCGACGGAUCGUCGAGGAGCUGGGUAAUCAGUUCCGGGGCGACCGAUACCAUCUCAUGAACAACAACUGCAACCACUUCUCGGGCUCAUUAACUCAGAUACUUUGCGGCCAAGAAAUACCCAGUUGGGUCAAUCGUUUAGCGCAUUUCAGCUCCUGUGUGCCAUUUCUACAAAGAUGUUUGCCAAAAGAAUGGCUGACACCGAACGCCUUGCAGCAGAGCAUUACCACAAUCCAAGAGCGCGAAGACUCCGAUACCAGUCCUCUUUGAGACGUUACCUGACCGAGAAUAUGUCACUUGGCGACACUCAAGCGAUCAUAGUUCACACCCAACUGCAGUCCUAAGACCAACAUUGUUAAGUUACACAGAGCGAAAUGCCGAGUUACUCACGUCACAUCAAUUUCCAAGCCAACAACGCCCCAAACAAAAAGCAACAACUAUUAUUAAUAGACUUAAAUUAGGCGAUAUACAUACUUACAUAGAACAUACCUACAUAGAAACAUACUUAUACAUACAUACGAAGUGACUAAAUUAUUGGCUAUUGUAAUUUGUAUUUGUAAUAUGACUAUUCAGAAUUAAGAUAUUAUUAAGUGGCCGGUAAAUUUAAGUAGCAGGCGCCGUUCAGCAGCAGUGUCAUUUAUAGAAUUUUAAAUUAAAUAUGAAGACAUCGAGAAAUCAUCAUUAGACACUUGCUAAAUUGUACUAACAAUACCGCAGACAUAUUGGUGAACGAUAUCAAAAUGUUGCCCAAUUUACUUGUUUACUUUUGUCAGCGGUGGGAAUUUUUUUUUUGAAUUCCCACCAACAAUCUGAGCUCGAUUAUUGAGAUGAUUUCCUGGUUGAUUUUGUUUACACCAUUUUACAGAGUUCAUAAGCCGCAUGUCUAUCAAAACACCAAAAUGAUCUGUUAUCGAUAAAUAUAUGUACUUGACAUUCUGAUAUUUACACAUGCAUAAAUACUAUUAUUAAACAUUUUUAAAGAAAAAUAUAUUUUGAUCGAAAACA
Molecule: messenger RNA, 1582 nt
Organism: Drosophila rhopaloa
Lineage: Eukaryota; Metazoa; Arthropoda; Insecta; Diptera; Drosophilidae
Product: deubiquitinase DESI2
Exons: 5
Coding region: 230-847 (205 amino acids)
Biological process (GO): protein deubiquitination
Molecular function (GO): deubiquitinase activity
Source: RefSeq, a predicted model, not a curated record